CCCUUGGCAACAAUGACUUUGUGAUCCGACAAAGAAGCGCAGUGAAGAGGAAGUAGGGCCGCAGAUUACCAAACUAUGGCGCGCGAUCGACGGCGGAAUAAUGUUUGGGCUUGGGCGUUUAUGCUGAUUGGCGCAUUUCUGGUCGCCAGCACGAGAGCAGAAGAACACAAGAGCAAGAUCCCCUUGCCAAGCUACCAUUACGGGGCGAAAAUCCCCGUGGAGUGUUUAAAUCGGAGCAUUGAAACGGGAGAACAUAUCGAGAACGAGAAGAACGAACUACAAUAUGUUCCCUUCCCAACCUGCAACGAAACCGGCCGGCCGCUCGAACUGAAAUACGGCAUCGAAGAUGAACUCAACUGCACCAUCCCCGUCAUAUCCGACCCCUUCUUCCACCUCCUCGAAUUCUACAUCCACAGCGACGCGCCCCUCUCCUGCCGCAUUCCCGCCCGUCCCCCUCCCCACGUAACCGCCAGCCACGCGCCUCCCUACACACCGGAAUACGUUCCCCUCGUCUUCGCGCUCGCCGGGACACUCCAGCUCUCACACCUGCACAUCUCGACGCACAUGAACAUCCUGCUGCACUCGACACCCAAGCAUCACCUCCACAAGCACGACAGCGGAGUCAUCGACUCGGGCGCCGCGUACAGCAUCUCCCCUCUAUCACACACCACGGGACCCGCGGCGCUGACCAAGAAACUGGUCAUCGGGGAUCCGCUCCCGCUCUCGUUCUCGGUGCGCUGGUUCCCGACGCCGCAUCUGCCGACGGGGAAUGGGAAGAUUGAGUGGGCCGGCAUGGGAGGCCAUUUCUACGCGAGCACUUUCUUUUAUUGUCUGGUGAGCUUUGGCGCUGGGUGCACGGUCGCGGGCGUCUGGUUCUGGGGCGUCGUGCUCCCGAAGAGGAUUAAGGGCCGUGGGCUGGGUGGCGCCACGCCGUUGGGUUAUGGGGUGGGGAAUGGCUGGGGGAUGGGGAAGAGGGAUUGAAGUUGUGGCGAGGAGGAAAGAGAAAGGUGGGGAGAGGAGAGCGGAGAAGAGGGGAGGGAAG
Amorphotheca resinae ATCC 22711 is the source of this 1042-nucleotide messenger RNA. RefSeq lists its product as hypothetical. The record is from RefSeq and is a predicted model, not a curated record. Lineage: Eukaryota; Fungi; Ascomycota; Leotiomycetes; Helotiales; Amorphothecaceae. The coding region runs from base 76 to 981 and encodes 301 amino acids. The transcript has 3 exons.